Molecule: messenger RNA, 762 nt
Organism: Pantherophis guttatus
Lineage: Eukaryota; Metazoa; Chordata; Lepidosauria; Squamata; Colubridae
Gene: TMEM223
Product: transmembrane protein 223
Biological process (GO): nervous system development
Cellular component (GO): mitochondrion
Source: RefSeq, a predicted model, not a curated record
AUGCUGGUGCUGAUGCUUCCUCGUUGCGCGUGGGCUUCCUUGACGUGGACCCGCGUGGGCUUCUCCUCCCUCCUGCGCGGGGGCUUGCAAAGUGCCCGGCUCGGGGUCCUUCCCCCGUUUGCAAAGCAGCUCUGGAGCCCCUCCAUCCGGCGAGCCCAGGAGCCCUUCCCGCUGGACGGCUUCGUGAACCGGGACGUGGAGCUCUUCCACCACGAGCGAUCGCGCUUCUUCCGCAAUGUGGGGCUGUUUUGCUUGAGCCAGUUCGCUUUCUGGCUCUACCUGGCCGACCUCGCUUUUACGACCCUGCGGGAAACGACGGCUGUCCCGGAGAAACCGGGCUCCUCGGAGUCCCCCGAGCGACCCCCAGCCCCGACCCGGCCCUGGCUGGGCAACCUCUUCAACCUGACCUCCGGGAACUUUGGCUCCGCUAAGUGGCGCUACGGCUUCUCCGCCACCUGCGUGACCGUCGGUACGCUGAUCUUUGUGGCAGGCUUCUUCUUCGCGCGACGGUCUGUCAGCCGGAUCCUCCUUCUCCGCGGCAGCCAGGAGGUGACUUUUACGACCUAUUACCUUUUCGGCUACACUUCGUCCUUCACGGUGCCCCUUCGCCACAUCUGCUGCAUGUCCCACCGUUCUGAAGUAGCCGCCAUCAUCCCGGUUAAGAUCAAAGGGAAGCCUUUUUAUUUCUUGCUGGACAAGCAGGGAUCCAUCACCAACAAUCCACUGUUUGACAUCACCGUGGGAGCCUAUCGCGAAUGGUGA